Messenger RNA from Chenopodium quinoa (quinoa), 3683 nucleotides. RefSeq names its product lysine-specific histone demethylase 1 homolog 2-like. Gene Ontology annotation, molecular function: oxidoreductase activity; protein binding. The transcript has 2 exons. Bases 746 to 3022 code for a protein of 758 amino acids. Lineage: Eukaryota; Viridiplantae; Streptophyta; Magnoliopsida; Caryophyllales; Amaranthaceae. The record is from RefSeq and is a predicted model, not a curated record.
GCCUCAACUAAUUUGGAUUAGCCCCAUAAAUAUGGGAACCUUCAUACCAAAUCCAAAGAUAUGAUCCAAUUAAUUAAAUUGGACCCACUUCAAUUAUUCACACUUCCCUCCAAUCAAAUAUUCUAAGUUUUUACUCUCACUUCCCACACACUUCGAGGCUCCCACUUACAUCAUCAUCACAAUUCCUAAAUACCGCAAGAACCCUAAUUUCAAAAUUAAAUUCUUUCAACCGCUCCAUCACUAAAAAUUCAAAUUACCCACCACCCCUUUUCAACUUCUCUUCACUACAGUUCGAUUUAAUUUCUAAAUUUUUUGUUUUAAAUCAUUUCAGUUCUUCCGAAUUUAUUUUACCCUUGUACUAAUCCCUUUUUUCUCUCUCUUUACCCCUAUUUUGAUUUUCUCUUAAUUUGGAAAUUCGGAGUUUUUAAGGUAUGCCCAUGUUUUUCCUUUUCAAUUAAAGGUUGAAUUUACCCUUUAUUUGAGCCAUUUUGCAUGGGGCGUUUUGGCCAUUGUUGUAGGAAAGAAUUGCGUUUUAAAAUAUUGGCUAGUGUAAAUUUACUUUUGCUGUUUAUAGUGUAGAAAUGAAUAAGAUUAAUGUGGGUAUUAUGUGAUUUGUUACGUUUAUGACAUUGGUUUAGUUUGAUAUGCAUCUUGGUAUGAUUGAUGAAACAUUUAGUUUUGUAUAGUAGUUGUAUUUAGCUUGUUAUUGUGGUUAGUUUUCUGGGUAUUGUUUGUGGGGUUGAACAUGGAGACCCCGGUUUCGGAUGGGGUUGUUCCAAAAAGGUCGUUGAGGAGGAAAGUUAGUACGAAAAAUUAUGAUGAGAAGUUGAUGGAUGAUCUUAUAGAGGAGCAUUUAGGUGGCCCUUUAAAGAAAAGGAAUAGAACUAGGGAUGACUUGGAGAAAGAAACUGAAACUGAGGCUAUGAUAGCUAUAUCGCUCGGUUUCCCCAUCGAUGCGUUGCUCGAUGAGGAGAUUAGGGCGGGUGUGGUGGGGGACCUAGGUGGGAAAGAACAGAAUGACUACAUUGUUGUAAGGAACCAUAUUCUUGCAAGGUGGAGAGGCAAUGUUCGAGUUUGGCUGUCUAAGGGGCAGGUUAGGGAAACUGUUAGUAGUGAGUUUGAGCAUUUGAUCUCCUCUGCUUAUGAUUUUCUUUUGUACAAUGGGUACAUUAAUUUUGGUGUGUCACCGGCUUUUACUUCUCAGAUUCCAGAGGAGGCAUCUGAGGGAUCAGUUAUUAUAAUUGGGGCAGGACUUGCCGGUCUUGCUGCAGCAAGGCAGUUGCUGUCGUUUGGCUUUAAGGUCAUUGUCCUUGAAGGAAGAAACCGUCCUGGGGGUAGAGUCUAUACUCAGAAGAUGGGUAAAAAGGGUGAGUCUGCUGCAGUUGAGUUAGGUGGAAGCGUUAUAACCGGCAUUCAUGCUAAUCCUUUGGGGGUUUUGGCUAGGCAACUAUCAAUACCGUUGCAUAAGGUGAGAGAUAAAUGUCCUUUGUACAAGCCAGAUGGAAUGCCAGUUGAUCAUAAGAUAGAUUCCAGUGUUGAAUUUAUUUUUAAUCGUUUGUUGGAUAAAGUAACUGAGCUGAGAAAAAUCAUGGGUGGAUUUGCUAAUGAUAUUUCUCUGGGUUCUGUGUUGGAUACUCUUCAAGAUCUUUAUUCGGUGGUCAAAAGUAAAGAUGAAAUUCAACUCCUUGAUUGGCACUAUGCGAAUUUGGAAUAUGCUAAUGCCGGAUGUUUAUCAGAGCUCUCAGCCUCAUAUUGGGAUCAGGAUGAUCCCUAUGAGAUGGGGGGUGAUCAUUGUUUCCUUGCCGGUGGUAACUGGAGGCUGAUCAAGUCCUUGUGUGAAGGAGUUCCUAUAUUGUACGGGAAGACUGUUAACACUAUUAGAUAUGGAAAUGACGGUGCUGAGGUGAUAGCUGGGGACCAAGUCUUUCAAGCAGAUGUUGUCUUGUGUACUGUGCCUCUUGGGGUGCUGAAGCGAAAGGCAAUUACAUUUGAGCCUGAGUUGCCCCAAAACAAGCUAGCGGCUAUUAAUCGAUUGGGUUUUGGGUUGCUGAAUAAAGUUGCAAUGGUUUUUCCUCAUGUAUUUUGGGGAGAAGAACUUGACACAUUUGGUUCUCUUAGAAAUCAUACCCAUGAACGAGGAGAGUAUUUUCUAUUCUAUGGUUACCAUACUGUUUCUGGUGGUGCGGUACUCGUAGCCUUAGUUGCAGGAGAAGCUGCCAAGGACUUUGAACACACUGAUCCAUCCACUCUGUUGCAUCGAGUUUUGAAUCUGCUCAGAGGUAUAUACAAUCCAAAAGGAGUUCAAGUGCCUGAUCCUAUUCAGACAGUUUGCACAAGGUGGGGCACUGAUCCUCUUUCCUAUGGCUCAUAUUCUCACGUUCGAGUAGGUUCAACUGGUAUCGACUAUGAUAUCUUAUCUGAAAGUGUUGAAAACCGAUUGUUCUUUGCUGGUGAGGCAACAAGUAGGAAGUACCCGGCCACAAUGCAUGGUGCAUUUUUGAGUGGCCUAAGAGAAGCUGGCCGCAUUUAUCGAGGCACUAAGAGUUUGCAGUUGCAUGGAAGGAAAUAUGGGCAAAAAAGUCUUGGACCCAGCUUUGAUACCCUUCUUGAUCUUUUUAGGAGGCCUGACUUAGAGGUUGGAAGGUUCUUGUUUAUUCUCGAUCCGUUGACAGAAAUUGGGAGCUCCCUUGGGCUUUUGAGAGUUGCUUUUGAGGACUUCAGCAGUGAACUCUGUGAUGAUUGUAGUUGUUUGGUUGACCAGGGGACAAAAUGUGCAAAACACAGUAGCCUUCCUUUGCAGCUUUACGCAGUAGUAUCUCGUGAACAAGUAGAACAGCUGCAACAAGUAAAUGGAGGAGACCAAGAUAGGUUGUUGUAUUUUUUCAACAAUCUUGGGCUAAAGCUCAUGGGACCGAGUGCUUUGGGUGCUCUAGGGAACACUGUGAUCACUGCCAUUCAAAAUGCACGAAGAGGUAGAGGCAGGUAUCGUUUUGGAAGUGGACCUCCACAAGGAGUCAUAUAAAUGCUGCUGGUCAGCAUUAUCCGGUUGUGGUAGUGUUUGUAGAUUACAAACUCAAGCUCCCGUCAAAAAAAAAAAAAAGAUUACAAACUCAAGCUAAGAAGGUUGCUGUUUACUCUUGUUUCCAGCUAGUGGUAGAUGUUGCAAUGAUGAAGUCGUGAAGCAGUCAAUGUAAUUUUUUUGUUUGGUGCUGUUUCCGACUGGUAAGAGCAACUAAAGCGAGGAUGUAUUUGUCAGGGAAUAGGUUAAGUGUAGUCUGCAGUGGUAGCAACUAGCAAAUGGGAGUGAGGGAAUUGAGUGGUAGAGCGGUGGUAGCAACUAACAAAUGGGAGUGAGGAAAUUGAGUGGUAGAUGACUAGUUGCUGCUGCUAUAACAUCUUCUGAGUUCUGACUUCACAAUUACAGUUAUGCUGGUAUUCUUGCGCCCUUGCUCACUAAAUGUAAAUUUUGUGUACACUAAAAUUUUUGAUGCUCUGAAAAUGCAACACUUAUGACCUUGUGAUACCAGUAGCUAGAAAAAACAUUUUGAUUAUGUUCUUUGCUAGUGAAAGUAGGAGUAAUUGGCAAAUUUAUGUGGCAUUGUGGCAUCAAUUUUGUUUUUCUGAUAUACUUCCUUUGUUUUUCAUAUACUAUCAACACACAAUCUUGGCACACCAUUUUAGAA